Messenger RNA from Ilex paraguariensis (yerba mate), 483 nucleotides. The record is from the annotation of a GenBank genome assembly. NCBI's taxonomy places the organism in Eukaryota, Viridiplantae, Streptophyta, Magnoliopsida, Aquifoliales, Aquifoliaceae.
AUGUCGUUCGAAGAGGAAGAAUCGUUCGAGCACACACUCCUGGUGGUCCGCGAAGUCUCCGUGUUCAAAAUCCCUCCGAGAACCACCAGCGGAGGCUACAAGUGCGGCGAGUGGCUCCAGUCCGACAAGAUCUGGUCGGGUCGGCUCCGAGUAGUAUCGUGCAAAGAUCGAUGCGAGAUCCGAUUGGAGGAUCCGAGUUCCGCUGAGCUCUUCGCUGCUUGUUUCGUACACCCGGGUCAGAGAGAGAGCGCGGUGGAGCCGACGCUCGAUUCGAGUCGGUACUUCGUGUUGAAGAUCGAGGACGGAAGGGGAAAGCACGCGUUUAUAGGGCUAGGGUUUAAUGAACGGAACGAGGCUUUUGAUUUCAAUGUGGCGUUGUCAGAUUAUGAAAAGCAUGUGAAGAGAGAGAACGAGAAGGAAUCGGGUGAAGCUAGUGAUGAGAGUCAAAUUGAUAUUCACCCCGCUGUGAAUCACAGAUUGAAG